UGCAUAAGAUUGUGCAAAAACGUACCUUGACUAAUCAUUUCAUUGGAUUUUUAUCACAACUGAUUGUUUUUCCAUGUGAAAUCUUGGGGUUUCGAACUUUCCUUCUGGAGAAUGCCUUUUGAAACAGUUUUCUCUAGCUAUCUAUUGUCAACUACUUGGUAAUCAGUGGGUAUUAAAGUGUUCAAAAUGUACAGACAGUGGGCAGUGGUGAAUAUUUUCAUGAUGUUUUAUCUGCAAUUGGUGCAAGACUCCAGUGAUGAACAUGGAUCAAUGAAGCGGUCCCUGUUAGAACAAUCUGAACAGCAGAUUAGGGCAGCUUCUGGCUUGGAGGAACUACUGCAAAUCACACACUUCGAGGACUGGAAGCUGUGGAGAUGCCGGCUGAAGCUCAAAAGUUUUACCACCCCGGACUCUCGCUCAGCAUCCCAUCGGUCCACCAGGUUUGCGGCAACUUUCUAUGACAUUGAAACAUUAAAAGUUAUAGAUGAGGAAUGGCGAAGAACCCAGUGCAGCCCUAGAGAGACGUGUGUGGAGGUCGCCAGUGAGCUGGGGAGGAGCACCAACAGGUUCUUCAAACCUCCCUGUGUGAACGUUUUCCGGUGUGGCGGCUGCUGCAAUGAAGAGAGCGUCAUCUGCAUGAACACCAGCACCUCGUAUGUUUCCAAACAGCUCUUUGAAAUAUCAGUGCCUUUGACAUCAGUGCCCGAAUUAGUGCCUGUUAAAGUUGCCAACCAUACAGGUUGUAAGUGCUUGUCAACAGCUCCCAGCCAUCCAUACCCCAUUAUCAGAAGAUCCAUUGAGGUCACAGAAGAAAAUGGUUGUUCCCAUCCCAAGAAACUCUGUCCUAUUGACAUGCUAUGGGAUAGCAGCAAAUGUAAAUGUGUUUUACAGGAGGAGAAUCCACUUGCUGGCAUGGAAGACCCCUCUCACCUUCAGGAACUGACCCUCUGUGGGCCGCACAUGAAGUUUGAUGAAGACCGUUGUGAGUGCGUGUGUAAAACAACCUGUCCCGCAGAUCUCAUCCAGCACCCAGAAAACUGCAGUUGCAUUGAGUGCAGAGAGAGUCUGGAGAGCUGCUGCCGGAAGCACAAGGUAUUUCACCCAGAUACCUGCAGCUGUGAGGAAGGAUGCCCCUUUCACACCAGAAUGUGUACAAAUGCUAAACCAGCCUGUGCAAAGCAUUGCCGCUUUCCAAAGGAGAAAAGGCCUACCCCUGAGCUCCACAGUCAAGAAAAUCCUUGAUUCAGCUUUGUUCCCAAGUUCCUCCUCCCUCAUUUUAAACAGCAUGCCGCUUUGCCAAGUUGCUGUCACUGUUUUUCUUUUUUUCCAGGGGUUGGAAAAAAUUCAUUUCACAUAGUACCGGGGGAAUCCAAACCAACCUUCCAUUAAACAGCAGUUGAGGAUUCCCCGGUUCCUUGAUAGAUAUCUUCUCUGCACACCAAGAAGUGGAGAAGAGGGAGCCUGUGUAACCCUUUCUGUUUGGUGAAAGAAAAAGGUUUGAUCAUCAUGGAAUGAUAAGUGCUUUGUCACUGAUUACUCACAGCAGAGGAGGCAAUUUGAAUAGUCUCUGAGUCCUUUGCUAAUUGCAACUCUCCUGUGAAUUAUUCUGAUUCUUCCUUAUGCAGAUUUGAUUCAUAUGAUCAGCACUGAUUUUCUGAUUACUGUCCAGCUUGUAGUUUUGAGUUUACCAAACUCCUGUCUGUUGUUUCAUAUUUAAGUGUAUUUAAAGAAAAUAAACACCAUUAUUCAAGCCAUUGAAUUUUGUGUGUUAUUUAAUAUGCUUCCACUCCAAAUUUUAUGCUAAAGAAAAUAAUGUUGUGAAGAGAGAAAAGAAUUUAGAAGUGGGGCU
Myotis lucifugus (little brown bat) is the source of this 1849-nucleotide messenger RNA. RefSeq names its product vascular endothelial growth factor D (gene VEGFD). Lineage: Eukaryota; Metazoa; Chordata; Mammalia; Chiroptera; Vespertilionidae. Bases 187 to 1242 code for a protein of 351 amino acids. The record is from RefSeq and is a predicted model, not a curated record. Gene Ontology annotation, biological process: vascular endothelial growth factor receptor signaling pathway; response to hypoxia; positive regulation of angiogenesis. The transcript has 7 exons. Gene Ontology annotation, cellular component: membrane. Gene Ontology annotation, molecular function: chemoattractant activity; vascular endothelial growth factor receptor 3 binding; growth factor activity.